GAUUAUAACUUAACUCAUAUGUGCGAUGUGCGAUUAAAAAUCUGAAAUUUCAAUUUUAUUUUUCGUCAUUUUUCCGCUAAUUUUCUGGCUCUGUUUCAGACUACAAUGUUUACAAACUAAAACGCAUGACGUUGCUAAUGCACAGUCCAACAAAAAAGUGAGCUAAACAAUUUCCCUCAAUGAUCACGCCACUGAUAGGAUAUGAACUUUAGACUUACUUCCGUUACUCAUAAGUAAAUUUGUUUUGAACGUGUGGACGCGGUUUGUAGAUGUGUUACAUAUGUGUUUUCACCCCGUGUUUUUUAUUUAAAUAAACAAAAAAGUAUAGUGUUUGUGGAGUGUGCGUGUGUUUUUAACUCGCUUGUUAAAUAAAAGAAAUGAUAUUCAGCAGCAAUGAUAUAAUGACUCCUGCUCAGUUAAAAAGACUGAGUGAACAUAAAUACAACAGUUGUGGCUCUACUCUUUUGGAUCCAGUUUUACAACCCUAUUGGAACUGGUUGGUUACUAAAUUGCCCUUAUGGUUGGCACCUAAUUUAAUGACCAUAAAUGGCCUUAUUAUAACUAUUACAACGACUCUAAUUCUAGUGUAUUACAGUCCAGACGCACAACAAGAGCCACCAAGUUGGGCUUUUGUUUUGUGUGCUGUUGGGCUCUUUGUUUAUCAAUCUCUUGAUGCAUGUGAUGGCAAGCAAGCUCGGCGAACGGGCUCCAGUUCGCCCUUGGGAGAACUGUUUGAUCAUGGUUGCGAUUCAAUAUCCACAGUUUUUGUAUCACUGGGAAUAUGUAUAGCUGUGAAACUUGGAGCGUAUUCAAACUGGAUGUUUUUUCAGUGCUUCAUAGCAAUAACGUUAUUUUACUGUGCUCAUUGGCAAACAUACAUUACAGGAUCCUUAAAGUUUGGAAAGUUUGAUGUUACAGAAUGCCAGUGUAGCAUUGUUAUUGUACACUUUAUAUCUGCUUUCUUUGGAACAGAUAUUUGGAUGAGUAAGGUUCCAGUCAUAAAUGUUGAAUUUCGUCUCUUACCCAUUUUAUUGGCUUUUGGGAUUUCUAUUGUGUUAUGUUACUAUCACAUAGCCGUAGUGUGCAGAGGUGGAGUUGGGAAAAAUGGCUCCACUGUUGCUGGUACAAGUGUUCUUUCUCCAUCCAUUCCUAUAGGCAUAGUUAUUAUUUUGUCAUUCACAAUUUACCAGAAAUCCACAGAAAAUAUUUAUGAAAAUCAUCCAUGUUUAUAUAUCCUAGCAUUUGGCAUAGUGGCUGCAAAAGUUACAAACAAAUUAGUACUUGCUCAUAUGACAAGAAGCGAAUUGGAUUAUUUUGACUCAAUUCUAAUAGGCCCUGGAAUGUUGUUUAUGAAUCAAUAUUUCAACACCUUUAUCAAUGAAUACAUUGUGUUGUGGUUAUGCUUGGUAUACUCCGUUGCGGAUUUAUUGCACUACUGCACGAUAGUUUGUAAUCAGAUAUGCAACCACAUGAAUAUUCAGCUGUUUAGAAUAACACCUAAGGCACAACCAAGUAGGACUGUAGCAUAUAACAAUAUCUCUGCAAACCAGCUGCGGCUUAGUGGCCAUAAAGCGCUAUAAAUAGUUUUGUGUAACAAGAUAUUUGUUCUGUAUAUAUCAAAAUUAUAUUUGUGAAUUUGAAUUACAAGAGGAUUGUGACAAAUUUUCCUUGAAUCCUACCCUAGUGCUUGUUAAGAGAGAAUUAUUUGCUUCAUUGUUAACCUUAUUCUAGUUCUAAUGUACAAGUUUUAAAUGUUAUUUUAAAUGUACAAAUAUGUGUGUUUUGUGAAUAUAUGUUUGAAUAGGUUCAUUUUUAUUUAAUAUUUAAUUUUUGUUGAUGUAAUUAUGUACAGCGAAAUUUCAAUUUCUGUUUUGACUAAGUUGUGGCAUUAGUGAAUGAAAAAGAAUCCCUGUACAAAAGAACAUCGUGGUUAGAAUUAAAUGUAAGUGUAUUUUAUAGUUUUUGCUAGUGAGGUUUGCAAGUACUUUUAAAUUUAUUUAUCUAGUUGUUAAAUUAAACAACUUAAAUAGUUUGUAAGAUAAUGUGUUUGUUGCAUUGAGAUCUCAACAAGCAAAACAACUAGCAAUGCAACAUAAAACUUUCUUGGAUUUGUGACUAAUUUUUUUGUUAUCAUUAUUUAUGUUUAUAUAUUAACUAUACAGUCAAAUUUGCACUGUAAAACCUAAUCAAUUGUACGAAUUAAGAAGCAAAUUAUUUGCUGCAAGCAAAUGAAUGUUUGAAAUUUAAGUAUGAAAUUUAAGCCAAUUUGUAAGAAAUUUUUUACUUAAAUAUAUCAAAAUCAUGAACACUGGAGAGCAAAGGUGUUAACUUGAAUAUUUUGUUUGCUAAAAAUCUAGCAUAUUUUUGUACCUUAAAUAUUUACCAAUUUUAAUAAAAUUUGUUGUAGUCAAUUUUGUGAAACUGUUAUUCUUUAAGAAAUGAAGCAACUGCAUUCAUUAUUUCUUUGCAAAUAAUAAUAUUGUUUUAUUAGAUUUAAGUUACAAGUUUUUUAAGGUACUACAUUUUAAGAAAGAUGUAGUGCUAUAAUUAUUUUCCACUAUCUCUUUUUGCAAAACCCGUAAUGGUCUAAGUAGUGGUUAAUUUUACAGCAAUUCCAAUUCAAUAUGUGCCAUUACUAAAACAAAUGAUAAAAUCUAACUUAUAGCAUAUUUUAAUUUGACUAAUAUGCAUUUACCAUUGAGUAAAUUUUUAUCAGUCACAAUGUUUUAGAAAUUGAAACUAAACUGUACAAAUUUAUGUCAAUAUUAAUACACAAUUGUUAACUUCAUAAUUGAUUCAUUAUAUUUUGUCAGAAAGUUGAUAUUAUUCAUGAAUAUAAAUAGUAUAAGAAAAUGGUAUGUACUGUAUUUACCUAUUCAUAUACUGUUAAAUUUUCUACAAUGUUCUCAAAUUUUAAUUUUUGACAAAAUGUAUUGCAUUUUCUAAACAUAGCAUACUAUAUUUUAUUAAUAUUUAACGAUACAUUUCACAUAAUAUCUCAGCAUUUUAAGAAAAAUUUACUUACUAACUUUGAAAUGGAGCAUGUUGCUUGAAAAAAAUAUUUUGAUGUGUCAUUUUUAAAACAAUGGCAUGAAAAUCUAAGAAUAAUGUAAAACAAAAAUUUUUUUUUUCUAAUCAUGCAUAUUUUUAUUGUAAAGUACCAAACAUUUUGUGUUCCAUCGAGUAUUUUUAUUUAAAAAUUGCUUUAAAAAAUAUUAGAAAUGUGUAAGUCAAUAAAUAAUAAUCAAUCGAAGCCAGUGCUGUGAAUUUUAUUCUUGGUAUAGCUAAUGUGUGAUGAAAAUAGAAGUUUUUUACUUCUACUUGUUAUUUGUAAAUCUAAAUUUUAUUUUUUUUACCUUUUGUUGUACUAAUUAUUUUGAUAAUUAUCUUUCCAAAGAAAUUUUUAUUGAAUUUAUUGUUUAAUUAUUGUUUAACCCAAAAUAUAUUUUAUUUUGUGAUGGUAAGCAUUAUCGUCAUUUAUGACAGUUGUUUCAAAUCAGGAAUUUUUUUUAAAAGAAAAGGUUUAAAAUGAGAAAUCCUGUACAAGUAUAAGAAAUUGAAUAUUGUUUUAUGAUGUUUAUCUCAUUUUUUUGUGAUAACUAAAACCAGUAAUUAAAUCAAGAAACACGUUUAGUGCUCUGAAGUGUGUACAAACAGAAAGUUUUGAUUGGAGUUCUUCAAUUGAAAAUUUUAUAGAAGGACUGGUUUAAUCUUGGAAUUAGGAUUGCUGUUAUUACCAAAUAAAGAAACCAUAUUUUUUAUUUCGGGAAUAUUUUAACUUAUUAGCUGAUUUCCAAUGUUGUCUUGUCUUGACCAAUAAGUUGUCUUGAACAUUUAUAGCAAACUUGAUUUCACCAUUUGUCAUUUUAACUCCUAUAUCAUAUGUAUGUGUACAGUCAAUUGAAUGAAUAAUUAUAAACUUUGUGCUGAAUAAUAAAUGAUAGAAUCCACAUUUUUACCAUACAAAAUUAGCAAAAUAUUGCAUACAUGUGCUUUAGUGUUGCCAUUUUUAGUGUGGAAAAAGUUAUGUAUGUUUAUGUAUUGUUAAAAUUAUCCAUUUCAGAAUGAAUAAAGUUAAUCGAAAAAAAAAUUAUGAAAGUAUUAUGAUUUUAAACUUUACUUUCAAAGUAAUGUUUUCAGCCUUCUACUUCAAUAAAUAUUGUAUAAUUUGUUAAAAAUGAAAUCAUUUUUUUUAAUCUUCAUGUGUAGCAUUUUAAUUAAUUUAUUACACUAAGAUAAAACUUCGUAACUUUACUUAAUUAUUUUAAUCCAGUGAUUAACCAACCCCAACCUUUUUCUUUCCCAAAGGCCGCAUAUAGUACUAAGAUCAAUCUCGCUGGGCAAGCACAUAUAAAAUUAAAAUAUAUUUACGUUUUUCUGAAUAAAAUGGCAAAACAUGGAAAAGGAAAGAAAAUUGCCAACUAAGAAUUGUUUUUAUCAAAACUACAGGUUUAUUUUAUUGAUACAAAGUUUUCAUCUGUACUUAAAAAAGUGAUUUCUAACUAUUUGGCAUCAAAUUUGCAACAAUCCUUUGUAACACCGAGUUAAGUCUACCUGUUGUUUGGGAGGUUUCAGGCUAUAUUUUUCAAUUCAUAACAUUGAACUUAACGACAUGCCACAUUGGCUUUGCAGGCCACAUCUGACCCACAGGCUUGGACAUCACUGUUUUAAACUGUACUCUUUUGAUAAUGUUUCAAACAUUGUUUUGUACACAAGUCAUUCUUAAACGUAAAAAAUGUAAUGAUUAAUGCUUUGAACUGUUGAAAAAUAAUUUUAUUGAACUGUGAACAAAAUCAAGAAUUUGAGCUUAGAAAUUUCAAUUUCUGUGGCACCAUGAGUUUGUUUUUUUUUUUUUUUUUUUUGAACAAAAUGAAACAUAUGGAUGCUUUUAAUAUUAGUUGAAAACAUUACAAUUUUAACCAUUUGAAAAGAAAAAAAAAUCUGCUUAAAAAUGCCUCUAAAAUUUUAUUUGAUCAAUUAUUAUUAUUCAUUCAUUUAAUUAUUAUAAUUACUAUUACAGAAUCGUCUCAUAUUAAUCAUAUUCUACUAUAAUAUAUUAUGUAAGAUGAUCUGGAGAAGAAAAAAGAAAAAGAAGAAGUUUCGUCUUCAUCUUUCCUCAUAGAAUAAUUGCAUGUAAAUUCAUGUUUUAGCAACGUCUUCAGCUACUGGUUUUAUGUGAAAACCAGCAAGCAGUGGAAUGAAGUUUAUUAUGUGCUCGAAUAAUUUCCUUGUUUACUUAAAAUUAUCUUCUAGCAUUUUAAUAUUAAUUAAUAUAUGUUCUAAGUUUUAUUUGAACUAUUAUGAUCUCACUGUAAUACGACAUUAUUAUAUAAAGCCCCUGAGUGAAGGUCUUCCUUGUGAAUAAUCGUUUUACUAGUCCUCUAAAAUAUUCAAUUACUAUGUAAUCUAUUCCCUUUCUUGUAAGAAAGAUUGUAAAUAUGGUUUUUAUUUUCUUGAAAGCUCACUUGUAUGGUACAAAUUUUUAAGUUUACCAUGAAUAAAUUGGUUAGUUAAUUUCUUACAUUAAAAAUGUUUGUGUGUUAACACUUGUAGUAACAUCAACUCUUCACAGUAACAAAAUGUUAUAAUAAAAUAUGAUGCAACAAGAAUUAUUUUCUUGGGGGGGGGGGAUUAUUACAAACUUUAUAUCGUUGGCUGAGGACUACAAUUACGUAACUACAACUUUGGAAAAACAGAAGGUUUACUAAAGUUGAAAUUUUUUGUUCAAAAUAGGACAUAAAUACUGCAAAUGGAGUAAGUAAUACUUGUUUCACUAUGUAUACAGAAUCAGGCAAUUUUUAAAAGUCAUUUUUAAAACUGUUACUUUCAAAUUCUGCAUAAUUUAUGAAAAAAUAGAAAAUAGUAAGUUUUGGAUCUGUUGCUUUUAGAUUAGUAAAUCAUCUUGUUUUUAAAUUUUUUAAUUGAUGCAUAUUAUUUACAGUUGACUAAAAUAAAACAUUUUGAAAUGUAGACAAAUAAAUGUAAUAUAUCGUAAUGAAAAAAAUCUAAUCAUUCAUGUAUUAUUUUUUUGGUUGUUGUGUAUAAUAAAAUGAAAGCUGCA
This is a messenger RNA of Uloborus diversus, 6061 nucleotides long. Its product is annotated as cholinephosphotransferase 1-like. The record is from RefSeq and is a predicted model, not a curated record. NCBI's taxonomy places the organism in Eukaryota, Metazoa, Arthropoda, Arachnida, Araneae, Uloboridae. Gene Ontology annotation, cellular component: endoplasmic reticulum membrane; Golgi apparatus. Bases 378 to 1580 code for a protein of 400 amino acids. Gene Ontology annotation, molecular function: ethanolaminephosphotransferase activity; diacylglycerol cholinephosphotransferase activity. The transcript has 8 exons. Gene Ontology annotation, biological process: phosphatidylethanolamine biosynthetic process.